AUGGUGUCAUCGCCUCCUGCUCCGGUCAGCCAUCUACCUCAAACUGUUCUUUUCGAUGACGAAAGUGUGAAUCUCCUUAACAAUACUGGUUCCAACUACAAUCACGAUGGUCUCGUCGUUAAUAAUGAUGACGAACCUUCCAUUCCUUCUAAUAUUGAUUCAGUUAUUGAGGAUUUCGAAGCUGUAACUGUGCCAUGGAAGACGAGUGCUCUGGUGCUUGCCUACGUUGUUAUUUGGCUCACCUAUUUUGUCGAAGGAAUUCUAUCAGCUACUACCGGAAUUCUGACACCUUAUGUCACUUCCACCUUUGCCCAGCAUUCUUUUACUCCUGCUGUCGGUAUCUCAAGCAGUGUGAUUGGUGGUGUUACCAACCUCACUCUCGCCAAAAUUCUUGAUAUUUUUGGCCGGGCUCACGGACUUCUUUUCUGCAUCAUUAUCGCUACAAGUGGUCUUGUUAUGAUGAGUACUUGCAACAGCGUUCAAGGUUAUGCCACUGCUCAAGUCUUCCAGACUAUUGGAAACAAUGGCAUUCUCUAUAGCCUGACUGUACUUGUUGCUGACACUUCUUCAAUGCGCAACAGGGGUUUGGUACAAGCCAUAGUCAGCUCACCGAAUCUUAUUACGUCUUGGCUUUCUGGCCCCAUAUCAUCAAGAUUUAUGAACGGUCCAGGCUGGCGUUGGGCAUUUGGCUUGUUUUCGAUUCUCGUGCCGUCUAUCACUCUCCCACUUUUCUUCCUUUUGUUGAGUCAUCUCAAUAUCAAGAAAAUGAGCAUGCCUCAAAGGAGUGAGAGUGAGAGUGAUAGUGGUCGUAGUCUUCUACGAACAUUUCUCCACUAUUUUCGACAAUUCGAUGCUAUUGGCCUUAUUCUCUUAUCAACAGGUGUUGCACUACUUCUUGUAUCACUCAAUCUCUACGCACUACAAGACUGGAAUUCGAUAUAUGCUAUUACAUUGUCAAUUACCGGAAGUCUCUUCAUCGUCUUGUUUGUGGUGUGGGAGAGAUAUUAUGCGACUAUCACUUUCGUGUCAUACUCAAUUCUUCUUGAUCGCACCGUGUUGGGCGCUUGCAUUCUAUCCUCCGCUUUAUUCAUUAGCUUCUGGUGUUGGAAUAGCUUCUUCAGCUCGUAUCUCCAAGUUGUGAACAACCUCAGUAUCGAAAACGCAAGCUAUGUGGUGCAGUUAUAUACCGUCUUUUCAGUCUUGUGCAGCAUCGCCGUUGGCGCCCUAAUUCACCUGACUGGGCAUUUCAAGCCAGUGUGCCUCUAUGUAGGGGUCCCAUUGAGUCUUCUGGGUUUAAUAUCAAUGUCAUAUUAUGGAAAUAGUGAAAAUGGAAUUGGAUACAUAGUUGUGUCUCAGAUUUUCAUUUCCGUCGCUGCUGGCGUCAUCAUGGUUUGUGAUGAAGUUGCAAUUCUGGCUGCUGCCCCUAAUCAUGACGCGGCUGUUUGUCUGGCUGUGUUAGGGUUAUUUGGUAAUAUUGGAGGAGCAAUUGGUUUAACCAUUGCAUCAACAGUUUGGCAGAAUAUCUUCCGCAGGAAGCUAAUGGAGUUUGUUCCAAUAGAACAGCUUCCAAAUGUGGCCAAAAUUUAUGCAGAUCUAUCUACCCAGCUCUCAUAUCCCAUUGGUUCUGAGACACGCAUCGCCAUCCAGCAUGCUUACGAAGAUACCCAAGGGAAAUUGUUGGCUAUAGCAAUGGCAGUAUGGGCCGGUGGCUUCAUCGCGGUUGUUUUGUGGCGGAACAUCAAUGUCAUGGACAUAAAUCAGAGUAAAUUAUAUAGUUAG
Messenger RNA from Trichoderma breve, 1779 nucleotides. RefSeq names its product major facilitator superfamily domain-containing protein. Gene Ontology annotation, biological process: transmembrane transport. Gene Ontology annotation, molecular function: transmembrane transporter activity. The transcript has a single exon. The record is from RefSeq and is a predicted model, not a curated record. Bases 1 to 1779 code for a protein of 592 amino acids. Lineage: Eukaryota; Fungi; Ascomycota; Sordariomycetes; Hypocreales; Hypocreaceae.